Messenger RNA from Cannabis sativa, 2175 nucleotides. Its product is annotated as pectin acetylesterase 10. Gene Ontology annotation, biological process: cell wall organization. Gene Ontology annotation, molecular function: pectin acetylesterase activity. The transcript has 12 exons. NCBI's taxonomy places the organism in Eukaryota, Viridiplantae, Streptophyta, Magnoliopsida, Rosales, Cannabaceae. Gene Ontology annotation, cellular component: plant-type cell wall. Bases 603 to 1841 code for a protein of 412 amino acids. The record is from RefSeq and is a predicted model, not a curated record.
UUUCAGUGCUACACCGCUCUCGUUUCACAAAUGUCCGUUUACUAAUUAAUGUCGUUUGUUUUAUAAUAACUUUAUUCUUACUCCAAAAUCAAAUCUAACGGUCAGAAAUUGUCUGUGAGAUCAGCUAACCAUUUUUGGCCGUAGCUUUAGUUUGAUUCUUUUUGACAAACACAGACUCGUAUAUCUUUGUAAAUUAUAUAUAUGUAUAUUUUUUUUUUCUAUAAACAACGAUAUAAUAAGAUUCUAAACUUGACCCUUGUCAUAAAAUCUUAAAAAGCCCGGCAAACACUCAUCUGUGCUAAAUAGAGAGAGAGAGAGUAAAAAGACUUGUUUUUUUUUUCUUUCUUUCUCUCUCUUUCUUUCCAUUUUUCUCAGAUUUGUUUCAUAUUUUCAUUCUAUAUAUAGCUCCUCUAAAGCUGGAUUCUUGAACAAUUUUUUUUAUUUUUUAUUUUUCUUCCUAUAAAUGUUUCUGCAUUUUCUGUCAGCUUAAGCUAGCAAUCCAAGGUUAUUUCAAAGUUUGUUCCUUUUUACUUUUGGGGUGCUGAAAAAUACAAUAAUUUUAGAAAACUUGGUGGCAGAGUUUGAAACAGAGGAGGGUUAGUAUGAAGCUUUUGUGGGUUGGUAUUGCUUUUGUAGUUGUUUUAGCCAAAUGGGUUAAUGGCUUUGUGGAAUUUAGUCUGAAUGAAACUGAGAUAUCCUUAAUGGAAGGCUUUGGAGUCUCUAAGGCAGGUUACAACCCUUUAAUGGUUGGUCUUACCCUCAUUCACGGAGCUGGCGCAAAAGGAGCUGUCUGCUUGGAUGGAACCUUGCCAGGAUACCAUUGGCACCGUGGAUAUGGAUCAGGAGCAAAUAAUUGGCUUAUACAAUUGGAGGGUGGUGGUUGGUGCAAUAAUGUUAGGAAUUGUGUAUAUCGCAAAAAAACAAGGCGGGGAUCGUCAACAUACAUGGAAAAGCUAAUACCAUUUACAGGAAUACUAAGUGAAAAAGCUCAAGAGAAUCCUGACUUCUACAACUGGAAUAGAGUAAAGCUUCGCUACUGUGAUGGGGCCUCAUUUACUGGCGACAGUGAACAUAAGGGUGCACAAUUGCAAUUUAGAGGAGAACGUAUAUGGUGGGCUGCUAUGGAAGAUUUAAUGUCAAAGGGAAUGCGUAAUGCUCGUCAGACUCUUCUUUCUGGAUGCUCUGCUGGGGGUCUUGCAUCUAUUUUACAUUGUGAUGACUUUAAGAGUUUGUUUUCCGGAAACACUAGAGUGAAGUGCCUCAGUGAUGCUGGAUUGUUUCUUGACGCGGUCGAUGUUUCUGGUGGAAGAACACUCAGGAAUCUAUACAGUGGUGUAGUAGGUUUGCAGGGAGUGGGAAAGAGUUUACCACGGAUUUGUACUAACCAUCUUGACCCAACUUCGUGCUUCUUCCCUCAAAAUUUGAUUGCCAGCGUUAAGACCCCGCUGUUUAUUCUCAAUGCAGCCUACGAUUCAUGGCAGAUUCAAUCCAGCUUAGCUCCACCAUCAGCAGAUCCCCAUGGCUUCUGGCAUGAAUGCAGAUUAAACCAUGCAAAAUGUUCUUCUACACAAAUUCAUUUCUUACAAGGAUUCAGGAAUCAGAUGCUAAAAGUAAUCAGUCGAUUCUCACGCUCUCGUCAAAAUGGUUUGUUUAUAAACUCUUGCUUUGCUCAUUGCCAAACUGAGAGGCAAGAUACAUGGUUUGCCGAUGAUUCUCCCGUCAUCAGAAACAAGCCAAUUGCACUCGCUGUUGGAGACUGGUACUUCGACCGAGCAGCUGUUAAGGACAUAGAUUGUCCCUACCCUUGUGACAACACUUGCCAUAAUCUAGUUUUCCGAUGAUUCAAAUACAUGAAUUUGGCUCAUCCACAUGAUGACCAUAAUUAUAUAAUGAUGAUCUAGUAGAGUAAUCUACAAAAUUAUAGUUUCUGCUACAUUAGAAAUUGAAAACUUCACAAUUCAUUUGGAAAGCAAUAUAUAUAUAAAAAUAUAUAAAGAAAAACAAUAAGUACAUUAUUUGAGGCUUCUGAGAAAUGCAGCAAACUGCUCUCUCAGCAAAGCUUCCUGCAUUGUAUGAUUGAAACACAAAAGUAUACAAGGGUAAAAAGAAACUCUUUUAUCUUUAAGUGUUUCCAAAAUAUUUUAUAUAUUGGAUAUAUGUAUGCUAUUUAAUUUA